UCGACCGGCGUAUCAUCCUGUUUAAGCUUCCUCUUAAAAAAAAUUCCACGCCAUGAUAAUACUUUAUUAACUUGGUCGGCACAUUUUGUUGAGCACCUACUAUGUGCCAGGCCCUGCUAGGAUAACAGUGGUAGGGGAGGUUCUUUCCUUACUCUGUAUACAGUCUAACGGGAAGAGAGGAGACCACAGACAUUUUUGAAGAAUCGAAUAAGCAAAAGGAGAGAUAGCUGCGAAGGGAUAAAUUAGAGGUCAUUGAUAACUGAGUAUCUACGAUAAGAUCUUGCCUUCGGUAGGUCAGGAAAGGCUUUUCUGGAAGGAAGCUUGUUCUGAGGUCUGAUGCCUUUGUGUAAAGAAGGGAGUGAACCCCGCAAAGCAAAAGGAAGAAGGUGUGCAAAGGCUGUGUGGGAGGAAGAAGAUUGGGCUGUGCAAAGGCUGAAGAACAUCUGAGGAGUCAGAGCUGAGCUGAGAGGACCUGAAUAGAGUGUGGUGUGAGAUGAAGCCGGAGCCAGAGGAAAUAGGACCUUAGCCAUAACUGAGGAAGUUUGGUCCUUAUCCAGAAAUCAACAAUUUUAAGCAGAAGCAUGGGUUGGAAUCGGAGCCUGAACCCCGACCUGACAACAACCAGCAUCAUGUGGUUACUAAUUUUAACUGCUCUUCAUUCACCUAUUGAUGCCUCCCAGAAAAAAACGCCGCCAGCCUUCCCAGAAAGCCCAGCUGCUAUUCCAAGAACCACCACUGGAGGGCCCCAAACACCAUUAUGGCUCUCCCCAGCUUACCAUCACCCACACUAGACAGGUGCCCAGCAAGCCCAUUGACCAUAACACCGCCACUUCCUGGGUAUCACCUCAGUUUGAUAUGACAGCAGAAAGCUCGUUCCCUGUGAACCAGAAAUGUCAUCAUCGAAACCAGGCAAGACAUGCAAGUCGAAAAUCUACCGCCUCCAAGUUCCCACAUCUAACAUUUGACAGUCCACUGUCUUCCUCCUGUUCAGCCACACUUGGGAUCCCCUUAAGCAGGGAAUGCCCCGGUCAAUCAGAAAAGCGCAUUUCCGGAAGGCCCUUAGUUCCGAUGCUCAGUCCUCAAAGCUGUGGGGAAGUGUCAGUACAUACGCUUCAAAACUUACCUUAUGUAUUCAUUCCCCCUGAUAUCCAGACCCCAGAGUCAUCGUUUGUGAAGGAGGGGCCCAUUCCCCCAGAUCAGAGGGAAAGUAGCCUUCCGAGCUGCUCCUUCCACGCUAGUACUCCCAAGAGCCCAGAGCCUGGGCCUGUUCUAGUUGAAGACACUCCCGAGGAGAAGUAUGGGAUCAAGGUCACAUGGAGGAAACGAUGCCACUUGUUUACUUACCUCAGGGAGAGAGGGAAGCUGAACAAAAACCAGUUCCUUGUGAAAAACUCACUGGAUUUCUCCGACACCAGCAGCCUCAAGAAAUUUUCAUAAAGUUGCUAAAGUACUUUUCUGGCUCACAGGAGAGUACAUCAGGAGAAUAAAAUGGAAAUAAUACCAAUAACCUCAAUAGAAAAAAAGAUGUUUUAACUAGAACCUUGGAGUCAUAAGGGAAUUCAGUUCCCAGAUUUGCUUUUUAAGAUGUCUUUUCCUAAAAAAUUUUUAUUGUCAUAAACAGUUCAUAUUUUUCUUAACAUUAACUGUCUAAAAUUUUAAAGUAUCUUAUAGUAACUUUUAAAAUGUAUGUAAAUAAAUGGUUGCAGAAAGGUUUUAGAGAACCCUGCUUCUGAUUACCGAUCACGCAGCAAUAUUGCCUUCUCCACAAAAGGUCUUUCUUCGUUGUUUUUUAAAAACUACUAAUUAAUCCUUUAAUCACCUCAUCCAAACUAAUUCAUUCCACACUUUUGAGUACCAACUCUGUGUCAGGCUCAGCAGCAGCUUCCUUUAUGACAUGAUGGACAGGAAAAAUAAAAGCAAACUCUAUGA
Molecule: messenger RNA, 1929 nt
Organism: Callorhinus ursinus (northern fur seal)
Lineage: Eukaryota; Metazoa; Chordata; Mammalia; Carnivora; Otariidae
Gene: RHNO1
Product: RAD9-HUS1-RAD1 interacting nuclear orphan 1
Biological process (GO): cellular response to ionizing radiation; recombinational repair; DNA damage checkpoint signaling
Cellular component (GO): chromosome; nucleus
Source: RefSeq, a predicted model, not a curated record